Chanos chanos (milkfish) is the source of this 462-nucleotide messenger RNA. RefSeq names its product myelin and lymphocyte protein-like. Gene Ontology annotation, biological process: myelination. Gene Ontology annotation, molecular function: structural constituent of myelin sheath. The transcript is spliced from 4 exons. The record is from RefSeq and is a predicted model, not a curated record. Gene Ontology annotation, cellular component: membrane. Lineage: Eukaryota; Metazoa; Chordata; Actinopteri; Gonorynchiformes; Chanidae. Bases 1 to 462 code for a protein of 153 amino acids.
AUGGCCUCCUCAGUGACUGGUAACGUCAUGCCUACCGGGUGCAAGGUCUUCACCACCAUACCUGACCUCUUCUUCAUCCCUGAAUUUGUGUUUGGGGGUCUGGUGUGGACAUUAGUGGCCUCCACUCAUGUGCGGCCAGAUAACCCCCAGGGCUGGGUAAUGUUCGUCUCCAUCUUCUGCUUCAUCAUGACCACUCUCUGGUUCUUCAUUUUCAUCUGUGGAGGAAACCAAAGCAGUGUGUGGCCUGCUCUGGAUGCAGCAUAUCACUUCAUUGCUGUGGUGCUCUAUUUAAGUGCAGCUGUGGUUCUGGCUGUGGUAACCAUAUCUUUUCAGAACUCAUCUGGUACCCCUUUUUUCAAGACCUACCAGGAAAACAUUGCCGCUGUGGUGAUGGCCUAUGUUGCCACAUUACUCUAUUUCAUCCAUGCUAUCUUCUCUGCCAUUCGGUGGAAAUCCUCUUGA